Messenger RNA from Phacochoerus africanus (Common warthog), 4049 nucleotides. It is a transcript of the gene ZCCHC14, whose product is annotated as zinc finger CCHC-type containing 14. The record is from RefSeq and is a predicted model, not a curated record. Gene Ontology annotation, molecular function: phosphatidylinositol binding; nucleic acid binding; zinc ion binding. Lineage: Eukaryota; Metazoa; Chordata; Mammalia; Artiodactyla; Suidae. Bases 50 to 3304 code for a protein of 1084 amino acids. The transcript is spliced from 13 exons.
CCGGGCGGCGGCCCCCGGCCCCGCGUGGCGGCGCGGCGCGGGCGGCAGCAUGGUGGAGAAGCGCUGCCCGCUGCAGAGGGACGGCGUGUACCGCUGGUUCUCGGAGCUGCCGUCGCCGCAGCGCGUGGAGUUCCUGUGCGGCCUGCUGGACCUGUGCAUCCCGCUCGAGCUGCGCUUCCUCGGCUCGUGCCUCGAGGACCUGGCCCGCAAGGACUACCACUCGCUGCGCGACUCAGAGAUCAAGGCCAACAACCCGGCCGACCUGGGCAGUCUCACCAACCUGACGGACGAGGUGGUGCGCAGCAAGCUGCUGGUGUCGCUGGCGCUGCUGGGCUCGGAGCAGCGCGAGGCGGCGGGCGUGCUCUACCGCACGCUCACGCACAUCGACUCCAUCAUCCACAACUACGGGCUGCAGCUCAACGAGGGCCGCACGGGCGAUGAGUUCCUGCUGCUCUUCACCAUGGCCUCCAACCACCCGGCCUUCAGCUUCCACCAGAAGCAGGUGCUGCGCCAGGAGCUCACGCAGAUCCAGAGCAGCCUGAGCGGCGGCGGCGGCAGUGGCGGCGGCGGCCCCGGGGGCAAGAGCGCGCUGCCCACCUGCCCGGCCUGCCACAAGGUGACCCCCAGGACGGAGCCCCCCGUGGGCAGUGUCGGUAACAGUCUGGAGAGCGCCCUGCACACGUCCGCACAUUCCACUGAGGAGGCGCUGCCCAAGAGGCCGGGAGGGAAGCACUGCAGAGUGAGUGUUGAAAAGAUAGACCUGAAAGGAUUGUCACACAAAAAAAAUGAAAGACAUGUUGAAUGUUCCUUUGAGGUCUUGUGGUCUGAUUCUUCAGUAACAUCAGUAACCAAAUCUCCCUCUGAAGUGACUGAAUUUAUUUCAAAGUUAUCUCAGCUUUAUCCUGAAGACAACUUGGAGAAAUUCAUUCCUUGCUUAGCUGGCCCAGAUUCCUUUUAUCUAGAGCGAAACCACGUGGAUCUGGAAGCGGACCUGAGGUAUUUGGCUGCGUUACCUUCUCACAUAUUAAAAAAUGACCAUGUUAAGAAAUUUUUCAGCACUUCAUCUCCCACCCAACAGCUUCAAAGUCCAAGUCCUGGCACCCCUUCUCUUCCUAACGUCGGUACCGUGAUGGGCAUCUCUGGAAGGCCUGUGUGUGGAGUGGCCGGCAUCCCGUCCUCUCAGAGCGGCGCCCAGCACCACAUGCAGCACCCGGCCAGUGCGGCCGCCCUGCCACACUGCUCGCACGCGGGGGCUGCGGGCUCGGCGCUGGCCUACCGGACCCCGAUGGACAGCUCGCCCACCAUCCUGAUGCCGUCCGGUCUGCAGGCCCCUCAGCCCCAGGAGCAAAAUGGGAUUUUAGACUGGCUUCGGAAACUGCGUUUGCACAAGUACUACCCGGUCUUCAAACAGCUCACGAUGGAGAAGUUUCUGAGCCUUACUGAAGAAGAUCUGAAUAAAUUCGAAUCCCUCACCAUGGGAGCAAAGAAAAAACUCAAGACUCAGCUGGAGCUGGAGAAGGAGAAGUCGGAGAAGCGGUGCCUGAACCCCGCGGCCCCCGCGCCGGUCAGCAGCAGCGGAGUGGCCCGUGUGCCCCCCACCAGCCACGUGGGGCCGGUGCAGGCGGUGCGAGGCAGCCAUGCCGCAGCGCUGCGGGUGGAAGUGGAGCAGCCCCCUCACCAGACAGCGCGGGAAGGCAGCUCCUCUGAGUGCUCCAGCUCCUCGCCCAGCCCGAUGGGGGUGCAGGCCCGGGAGGAGAGCUCGGACAGCGCCGAGGAAAACGACAGACGGCUGGAGGUCCACUCGGAGGGCGCCGACAAGGACAAGCCGGUGACGCUGCUGAACCACUUCACCUCGAGCUCCGCCAGACCCACGGCCCAGGUCCUGCCCGUGCAGAACGAGGCGGGCUCCAACCCGUCGGGCCACCACCCGCUGCCCCCCCAGAUGAUGACGGCCUCGCACAUGGCGCCCAUCCGGAUGCUGAGCUCCGUGCACAAGGCCGAGCGGGGCGGCGCCGACCUGAAGCUGCUCUCGUCGUCCGUGCACUCGCUGCUGUCUCUGGAGGAGCGCGGCAAAGUCUCCGCGCCGAGAAGCGGCCUCAAGGUGGACAAGGGCUUCGGCAAUGCCAUGCUGGACGUGCUCCCCACGUCCAGCCCCCAUCAGCCCAUGCAGGUCCUCUCGGGGCUGGCCGACAGCAGCGCCAUGGCACCCGCCGUGUCCUUUGGUCCCCGCACCAAAGUGGUCCCUGCAUCCGCGCUUGACAGGGCGAUGAAGCCGGCGCAGCAGCCGGGCCUGGGGGCGGAGACCAGCACCGCUGCCCCCGGGACGUCCAGCACCGUCUUCCACGUGGCUCGGCCACCCCUCAAACUCCUGGUGUCCUCGUCUGUCCCUGCGGAUUCUGCUGUCCCCGGGCAAACGUCCUGUUCCAGUAACGUGCAGAUAAGUGUGCCCCCUGCAAUAAUCAACCCCCGGACUGCGCUGUACACAGCCAACACCAAAGCUGCCUUCUCUGCGAUGAGCAGUGUGCCCGUGGGCCCCCUGCAGGGCAGCUUCUGUGCGAACAGCAACACUGCCUCCUCCAGUAGCCACCCCUCCACGUCCUUCGCAAACAUGGCCAGCGUGCCCAGCUGCCCGGCUCCCAGCUCCAGCCCCGCACUCUCCUCUGUCCCCGAGAGCAGCUUCUACAGUGGCGGCGGCGGCAGCUCCCCCGGGAGCGUCCCCGCCUCGGCCCAGAACCACCACCACCACCACCACCAUCAGCAGCAGCAGCAGCCGGCGCCCCAGCAGCCCGCGCCCGCCCCGCCGCCCGGCUGCGUCGUGUGCACGUCGUGCGGCUGCAGCGGGAGCUGCGGCUCGAGCGGCCUGACCGUCAGCUACGCCAACUACUUCCAGCACCCGUUCUCGGGCCCGUCCGUCUUCCCCUUCCCGUUCCUGCCCUUCAGCCCCGUGUGCGGCAGCGGCUACGUGGGCGCCCAGCAGUACGGCGGCGGCGCCUUCCCGGUCGUGCACUCGCCCUACGGCGGCGGCGUGGGCCCCGAGCCCGUGCUGGGCGGCCAGUCUGCCUUCGCUGUCCCGCCCGUGCAGAACUUCAUGGCAGGGGCGGCGGGCGUCUACCAGGCCCAGGGCUUGGUGGGCAGUAGCAAUGGUUCCAGUCACAAAAAGAGCGGGAAUCUCUCGUGUUACAACUGUGGGGCCACGGGCCACCGCGCUCAGGACUGCAAGCAGCCGUCCAUGGACUUCAGUCGGCAAGGUACUUUUAGGUUGAAAUAUGCCCCUCCAGCAGAAAGUCUGGACUCCACAGAUUGAUAUUUUUCUCUGGCAACAGAACACUAUUAAGCCAUGGAGACCUAAGGAGAAUUCAAUACAGAACUGAGAAGUCUAGUUGCUGUUGAGCUUAAUAUUUUUAAUCCAAAGGUGCUUUACUUUACUAGACUGGAUAGAAAACCUAGCGUAGGAAUGCAUCAAACUCAAGUUUUAUUGCCAAAAUCCUAGGUGGGAGCUUGAUGUCAGGACUGGCCUAGUGGGCAUCUCCACUCUGAGUGACAACUGGCCACCUCCACCCUUGGCUGCAAUGCAGAGACCUCCCGUCUCCCGAAGAGCAUGGCCCUAACUGGUCCUUCUAGGCUCACUCGUAAUUCCAGGGCAGCUGCUGCGUGAGGUUCGCGCCGAGGACUGAAGGUCGGAGUUCUCCACGGGGAGUCCUACCAGUCGGACUUGACCCCCGGUGAGGGAAAAUGUCGCCUUUGUUCCGUUCCGUUCUGUUCCGUUCUGUUCCCACAGUGGUUAGGCACUCGUCUCUGGGCUUCUUAAGGAUUGCACUACCGAAGAAUGUACACUGAUGGCAGUCUCUGCAGUUCUGGAGACCUCCUCCCCACGACCAGUCCGUGCAGGACACUCAGAGAACCCGUUUUUAAAGAGUUGGCACCAGCAGGCUACACGACUUAGUACACAACAGAGAUUUUAGUAUUUCCUUCCCUCCUCAAAACAACUUGUAGCAGUUUCAGGUUUUUAAUUUUUUUUCCUGCAAAUAAAUUUAAACGAUGUUACUAAA